This is a messenger RNA of Trypanosoma theileri, 1815 nucleotides long. RefSeq lists its product as uncharacterized. Bases 1 to 1815 code for a protein of 604 amino acids. NCBI's taxonomy places the organism in Eukaryota, Euglenozoa, Kinetoplastea, Trypanosomatida, Trypanosomatidae. The record is from RefSeq and is a predicted model, not a curated record. The transcript has a single exon.
AUGAUAUCUCCACACUAUUCUGUGGUGGCUUCAGAUGACGCCGUGUCAUCAGUUCGCUACAACAAUCUUCUUGCGCGUAUUAUUGAACUUGAAGGUCGACAGGAAGAACGUGAGAGGUACAAUAAUGUUGUUGCUGCUCGUGUGGCACACGACUCGAUGGACAUAAGGCCCCCGAAAGAGAAUACGCAAAGCUUCAGGGCAAAUCCUCCACUUGGCCGAUUUUCCAGACACCUCAGUGAUGUUGGAGGAGAUAAUGAUGAUAAGCAGAUUUCACAGUGUACCGCUAUUGUUCGGGCAGUCAUGUUACGGGUGGAUCGCCUGGAGAGGCAAUUAGCACAGAUGGAAAAGAAAUAUGAAGCGCUUCAGCAAUCCUUUAGGGCUCAAGAAAAAGAAUUAAAAGAGUUGAAAGAAACAAAAGGAAUUGAUAGCCUAUGCAGGGAUAUCCCUCUUGGUAUAAACAACAGUGUAAAUGGAGACCCAAUGGCCAAACGAAUUUGUACAGUUGUAGAUGAUCGUAUGGCGAAAUGGAGAGAUGAUGUCCUUGCGGAAGUUGCUGUCAUGAUAAAAAAGGGUUUUCAGAUUGAUAAAGAAGGAGGAGAAAAGGGGAAAAAAAGACCAGGCAGCGGUGUUGAUGGUAGUGACAAUGGUGAUGGUAAUAACUGUGGUGAAAGAGGACGUAUCCUUACGGCCCAUCCCCCGUCAACCAACAACUGCAACGACUGCAAUAGCAGUAAUAGUAAUAACAGCAAGAAGAGUAUCCAUAGUGGGAAUAGCAAUAGUGAUAAGACUAGUCAUAACGGCGGCGGGACUGCGGGGCCCAUCCCCCCCGGCCGGAUCCUUGAGCCCCUCAUCCAUCCCCGUAUUCCCCAACCUCGAGCUCAAUCUCAACCUCAACCUCACGAGGUUCAACUGCCGCCGGUCCACGGGGGAACAGUCACAUCUCCGCCGGUUGAUGGAAUUCUCGCCCGGUCCGGCAGCAAAAGUCUUCAGCGGGGAAGCCUCAGUUCACUCGGCAGCAACACGGGCGGAGGAGCGCCGGGAAUGAGUGUGAGUUUCUCAUCACAGCGAACUACCGCCCAGCGUCUUCAUACCCGAGGAGGGAAAAAACAGAGUGAACGCAGUCUCUCCGGCUCACCCGUGAUUGAAUCGGAUGUCCGUGUUGUUAACGAAAAUGAGAGUAACAAGAGUCUCUGCAAUACCUUAGGCAGUUGUGUGGCACCGUCUAGCAACACAAUAGCAACAACGGUGAGUCGCCUACCUUCUGUGAAAGUGGGUCGCUUUAAGAGACAACGGUGUUUGCCAAAACCCCUCGACUGUGAAGUGCUUAUGGCCGCACAAGAAGAAUUUUUGAAAAUACAGAUGCGACGCCUGGCUGAAAUGCUGGAAGCCGAAGAAAGAGAACGGGAAGAAGAAGAGGAAGAAGAAGAACAGGAGGAGGGGGAGGAGGAGGAGGAAGAAGAAGAAGGAGAGGAAAGAAGAAAGAAGGAAAUAGAGGAAGAGGUGUUAGAUCAAGGAACCCCCAAUAAUCCACCGUCACUACCCCACAAUCUCUCUCACGUAAUGGUGCCGAGAUCAUCCUUUUCCUCUGUGCCACUCCAACACUCAAACGAAAGACUUCCACCCUUUCGGCGUCAUUCAAGUCGACAAUUUAAUAGAGUAAAUACGGGAGUAACUUCAUCAUGUAGAACCGGUGCUCCUACAACCCUUACUGGGAGUAAUACCACUCUCAGCGAUGUUACUGCUGCUGCUGCUGCUGCUGCUGCGGCGGCGGCGGCGGCGGUAUCGCGUGCAGGUACAGCCCCACAAAGAUUAUAA